Molecule: messenger RNA, 414 nt
Organism: Dibothriocephalus latus
Lineage: Eukaryota; Metazoa; Platyhelminthes; Cestoda; Diphyllobothriidea; Diphyllobothriidae
Source: the annotation of a GenBank genome assembly
AUGCGUUUCCGACAUCCCUCCGGCGACAUUGCAAGCCUGGUUCUUGUCUACCGUGCUUACCUAAAAAUAACAAAGUCGGGCAAGAAGCAGCAGCCAGAGAACGGCUUAUCAAACGGCACCGCUGCCGGCAAAGACCACAGACUUGCAAAGAAGACCUGGUGCCGGGACAACUUCCUCAAUGCCUCGCGUCUGGCAACUGCCCUGAAAGUUCGUGCCCAACUCAAGUCAAUAGUCCACGGAUCUGGCCUGGGACAUAUGCGCUCCUGUGGUGAGGAUUUAGACAGCCUGACGCGGGCCUUCUUCGAGGUGGCGUUCAGUGACCAGGUUGCCGUGCUUGCCAGCAGAGCCGACCAGGAAAAAUCAACCCUGCCUUAUUACGACCCUCUUAAUGCCCCAAAGGCCCGGAGGCGCCAG